UUAAAGCCGGGCCAUUCCUGGAACAGCUCUUGAGUAAACGACAUGAGGGAAAUUGUGCACCUUCAAGCGGGCCAGUGUGGUAACCAGAUUGGAGCAAGGUUUUGGCAGGUGAUAUCAGAAGAACAUGGAAUAGACGUAACAGGCCAUUAUGCUGGCACUUCUGAUUUACAACUUGAAAGAAUAAGUGUUUACUAUAAUGAAGCAACUUCUCCUAGGUCAGACUCGACAAAGCAUGUACCUAGGGCUGUACUGUUGGACUUGGAACCAGGAACAAUGGAUUCCUUGAGAUCAGGCCCUUAUGGGCAAAUAUUCAGACCUGAUAACUUUGUCUUUGGACAGUCCGGAGCUGGUAACAACUGGGCUAAGGGUCACUACACAGAGGGAGCAGAACUCGUUGAUGCUGUACUAGAUGUUGUUAGAAAAGAAGCCGAAAACUGUGAUUGCUUACAGGGUUUUCAACUAACGCACUCCCUCGGAGGUGGUACUGGAAGUGGCCUAGGGACAUUACUAAUAUCUAAGAUUCGAGAAGAGUAUCCUGACCGGAUCAUGAAUACUUAUUCCGUAAUGCCUUCGCCUAAGGUGUCGGAUACCGUAGUGGAACCAUAUAAUGCUACAUUAUCUGUUCAUCAACUUGUUGAGAACACAGAUGAGACCUACUGCAUCGAUAACGAAGCUCUUUAUGACAUUUGCUUCAGGACAUUGAAAUUACCAAAUCCAUCUUAUGGUGACCUUAACCAUCUUGUCUCUUUAACCAUGUCUGGAGUGACAACUUGUUUACGGUUCCCUGGACAGUUGAAUGCAGACUUACGAAAAUUAGCUGUGAAUAUGGUACCAUUUCCUAGGUUACACUUCUUCAUGCCUGGAUUCGCUCCUUUGACAUCGAGAGGAUCUCAACAGUAUAGGGCUCUCACUGUCCCUGAACUCACUCAGCAAAUGUUUGAUGCCAAGAAUAUGAUGGUAGCAUGUGAUCCACGUCAUGGAAGGUACCUCACAGUAGCUGCAAUUUUCAGGGGUCGUAUGUCAAUGAAGGAAGUAGAUGAACAGAUGUUAAACAUUCAAAAUCGCAAUUCUUCAUAUUUUGUUGAAUGGAUUCCCAACAAUGUGAAAACUGCAGUGUGUGAUAUUCCACCUAGAGGCCUCAAGAUGUCAUCCACAUUUAUUGGUAAUACAACAGCUAUUCAAGAACUAUUUAAAAGAAUAUCUGAACAGUUUGGUGCAAUGUUCAGAAGAAAAGCUUUCUUGCAUUGGUAUACUGGAGAAGGUAUGGAUGAAAUGGAGUUUACUGAAGCUGAGUCAAACAUGAAUGAUUUAGUAUCUGAAUACCAGCAAUAUCAGGAGGCAGUUGUUGAUGAAGAUGAUGUGUAUGCUGAUGAUGGUGGUGAAGAGGAGCAACAACAGUAUGAUUAAUACUAUUGAUGGAGUAAUUUGGAAGACGGACCAAUAAUUUAAAGAAGGAAAGAUACUCCUAUUUAUUUUAUAUAUACGUUGCCUGCACAUUUUUAUUUUCAUUAUUUUUGUACAUGCUGAAAUAAACAAUUAUUUAUUAA
Messenger RNA from Nezara viridula (southern green stink bug), 1547 nucleotides. The record is from the annotation of a GenBank genome assembly. Lineage: Eukaryota; Metazoa; Arthropoda; Insecta; Hemiptera; Pentatomidae.